Lingula anatina is the source of this 3133-nucleotide messenger RNA. RefSeq names its product luc7-like protein 3. Gene Ontology annotation, cellular component: U1 snRNP. Gene Ontology annotation, molecular function: mRNA binding. Gene Ontology annotation, biological process: mRNA splice site recognition. The record is from RefSeq and is a predicted model, not a curated record. NCBI's taxonomy places the organism in Eukaryota, Metazoa, Brachiopoda, Lingulata, Lingulida, Lingulidae.
UAGUCUAUACGGAUUGACACGAGGCAGCACGGACAGCAUUAUCUUGGAGCUUUUGUAACUUUAGUAUAUGAUCUUUGUUAAACUUACAUGAUUGAGCUCUAAAAACACUAAAUCAACAUCAUUUGUUUCAUUCCGAAUAUCAAAAUACAAAAAUAUAAUCUUGCUCUCUGUGCGAAACUUGGCAUUGUGGGAUAGAAAGACGACAAAAUGGCGGGCGGUUAUAUGGCCCAAAUGUUGGAUGAGUUAAUGGGUAGAAACAGGAACCUAGACCCAAGUGAAUCCAAAGCAGACUUCUCCUGGGAUAGCCCUGAGGUUUGUAAGCAUUUUUUGUGCGGUUUUUGCCCCUGUGAACUUUUUAUCAACACAAGAGCAGAUUUAGGUCAAUGUAACAAGAUUCAUGACGAGGACUUAAAAAGACAGUACAGUGAAAGCCCAAAAUUUCAAAAGAUGGGGUUUGAGGAAGACUUUGAAAGAUAUUUGAAUACUUUGGUAGCAGAUGUUGAAAGACGUAUCAGAAGAGGACAUCAAAGAUUAUCACUUAACAACAAUGCAGGCACACCAGGCAACCCGAACCCUAUAGCAAAGGAUGAAAAGAUAAAAAUGCUGACAGAAAGAAUAAAUGAUUUAGUGGAACAGGCAGAAAAUCUUGGUUGUGAGGGCAAGGUGGAAGAAGCUCAAGGUGUGCUCAAGCUCUGUGAGCAGUUGAGAGAAGAAAGAACUCAGCUUGAGACUAGCCUGAAAAUUGCUGCAGAGAAUGAGAAGCAGAUGGAAGUAUGUGAUGUGUGUGGAGCUCUUCUAAUAGUUGGCGAUGUACCGCAAAGAGUGGAUGAACAUCUGAUAGGCAAACAACAUGCUGGUUAUGCCAGAAUACGUGCCUAUCUUGAAGAGAAAAAGGACAAGAGGAAAAAGGUUGAAAUUGAAAGAGAAGAGCGACUGCGCAAGGAAAGAGAAGAGCGUGAGAAAGAAAGGGAAAAGGAACGUGAGGAGAGGCGGCGUAAAGAAAAGGAGAGAGAGGAUAGUCGAAGGAGAAGAAGCAGAAGCAGAGAUAGAGAAAGGAGAAGAAGUAGAAGUAGAGAAAGAAGGAGAAGGUCUAGAAGUCGAGAUCGCCAUUCAAGGUCAAGAAGAUCACGUUCACGUGAAAGACGUAGGUCCUCAUCUAGAAGCAGAAGUAAAAGGUCACGCAGCAGAAGCAGAGGACAUAAAAGUAGCAGACACAGGUCAAGGAGCAGAGAGCGUGAAAGGUCCAGGAGAGGCAGUAGAGAACGGUCAAGAGAACGUGACAGAAGAUCUAAGGAAAACGUUGAUGAACCAAAACCAGAUACAGCUGUUGAAGAAAAGGAAAACGGCAUCGAUGAAAAAUCUUCAACUGCAGAAGAAAUUAAGGAAGAGGUAGACCUGAAGGAAAGCAUUGAAGUGGGAAGUGGGGAUAAGACUGAUGUCAAUGAGGAUAGCACUGAGCCCCUCAGCAGCAAAAUCCCACCGCAAUCAGCACCAGAGAGCAUAGAAAACAGUGACACUUUGGAUUCACUAGGCUCUGAAGGUGAAAGUGAAAGCAGAACCUGAACUACUAGGUUUUCUUAUUGAUUCAAGGUAAGUGUUCAGUUUGUUCUCCAUUCAUCAGCACAGCUGAGUUGGUUGAUUUGAUUCCAAUGAUCAACAGGUGAGUGGGGUAUAUGUUCAGUGGAACUGCAGACAAUAGUAGUAGUAGUGCUGGAAGCUUGCCUGUAUGUGACAUUACUGGGUCAUUACAUUUGAUUGCUUAUGUUGGUUUCAAAGAAAAUGGGGGGACUUAAUCAUUAUACCUUGACAAUUACCCCCUCCCAUCCCCCAACCACCCCUCCACCCAGAAAAAAUGUUAAGGUACAUAGCAGCUUCCGAAUGAUGUAACAUUUCAGCCUGUUUUUAUGGAAAUUACACACAAAACUAAAAUGUUACUGAGGAAGAUAUGGUGUCUUCCAGUACUGCUGGGAUGAUGUGGCUUAAGGAUGGGGUCACCAUGGAAAUAUAAGGCUAUAUUUAUUAUCUUUGCCACCAUGUAUUGUCAUUUAAAAUUUUAUUAUUGAGGGUGGGAGACCGCAUGGAAGUAACUUGUGGCCGUUAUAUUUUUAUAACAUGUAUGGAGUAAAUUAAUGUUGGGGACAAUAUCACUUGCUCAUUUGUGCCUUCAUCAUGCUUUGACUUGAUUUGUUGUAACUUGACCGGUGACCAUGGAAACAGUGGUCUCCUGCUGAAGAAGGGGCUCUGCGCAGGGAGAACUUAUAUAACAUCAGCCAAGGUCACUAUGAUUGAUCAGAUUCUUAUAACAUCGGGAUGAUGCAGGUAUGAUGUAAUAAAGGCCAUAAUACAUAUCAUGUAGUGUGUUGUAUAGGGGGUUUGUUCUACAUAUUUUGUUCACUGCAUUCAUGAAAUAGAAUGUAUCAUGCAUGUACUGUAUGUAGUGAUACAUUUGUUGAUGUUGGAAUUAGCCAUUUACAGUACAUUGUAUUUACACUGGAUCUCUAGCAUUCUACAGCAUUUGUUCCAGAGGAAAGUUGAAGAUCUGGUGGUAUUUGACAAUGCAGCACCAAACGCAGAGGUAACAGUGCUGUUUCAUUUCAGUGUAGCUUUAAUCUUUUGUUUAUCUCUCAGCAGAACCUGGUGUUGGGCAGCUUUUUGUAAUUAUUACUCACCAUACAAAGUAAGCUUGUUCUUACCACAGCUGACUGGAGGAGGAUGCUAGAGGUAUGGAAAGAAUGUGACUUGUUUUCAGGCAUAUCUUGAAGCAGAGGGGUCCCAGACACCGUGAGGUUAGUGAACAGUAUAUAUUUAAGAAGUAUGUGAAUUUAUCACCUGUUAUCUGUAUAUGGUUAAAUAGUCCUGCCAGUCCAUGGACAUCCCACACAAGAUGGAGGAUUGAAGAGGACAUUCCCAUUAAAGGUGCCAAUUUAUUCAUUUAUGUUUUUACAUAUGGUAAAGUUGCAUGUUUGGUAUUUUGUGUGUCCUUGUGUAUUUUAGAUAUAACCGUUGUUCUACGCCAGCCUCAGACUCUGCAUCGACACUACUGGAAACAAAGAAACCAUAGCACAAGAUCAGCAGGUAUUUAUAUCUUGGACCCCUGUGUACUGCCUUCAGCCUAAUCGAUGAAAAAAAAAAA